UGGUGAUAGAGUAAACUUGUGGGUUGCUUAAGAAAAUGUUUUCAAAAAUUAUAAUAUUUCUAACAUUUCAUAGUGUUUUCUUACAAACUGCGCAGAGUGAAAGUUGCGAUUUGGAUGAUGUCUACUUGCAUUUAUUCGGGCAAGUGGAAAAUUUAAAAAGAUCACUGGAAAAUUUGAACACACGUUUGGAUGUUGGAUACGACAGAUGUUCCUCUGUUAUGGACAAAAAACAAGUUAAUGAGAAGUCAUCUAAAACUUACAAACCAAUAUUUGAUAUACGCUUCGAUACUAUGCCCAAAGAUUGCCCUACAAAUCUGAAACCCAGCUCAUGUGCCGAAGCCACUGAAUGCACUCGUUCUUCGGGCAUUUACAAUAUUACCGAUACACGCUACAGCAAUCAGACAUUUACUGUUUAUUGUGAUUACGACAAUUAUGAAGGCGACUGGUUGUAUAUUUUAAGACGUGAAGAUGGCACCGAGAAUUUUAACCGAUCCUGGACGGAUUAUGUUAAAGGUUUUGGUAAUCCAGCCAGAGAAUACUGGAUUGGUCUGGAGAAUCUGUAUGCUCUAACCAACAACUUUGGAUCACAGGAAUUAAAUGUUUAUGUGGAAAAUUUUGAAGGUGUAACAAAGUUUGCACGUUAUGACAACUUCGCAAUAGACAGUGCUACUGAGAAAUACAAAUUAAAGACACUGAGCCGUUAUUGGGGUACUGCUGGUGAUAGUAUGACUAGACAACUGGGCUACAAAUUCAGCACAUACGACAAUGAUAAUGACUCAUUGUCUAGCAAUUGUGCUAAAGACCGUGAAGGUGGUUUUUGGUUUAAGGAUUGUUCUGAUGCACAUCCUACUGGCAAGUAUCUGCGUGGUAAAUAUAGUGGCGAUACAAAAGGUUGUUAUUGGAAAACUUUUGGCGAUUUUUACUAUUCGCAUAAAACUAUUAUCUUCAUGAUUCGACGAAAAAGUGCUGUAAAAUUGGAAUAAUAUUUGAUUGUGUUAAGCAUUAGCAUUUUUACUACUAUAGUUAUUUAAAUAAUUAUAUAUACUAGAUUAACACGUUGCGCUAACGCUAUCGUAGUAAAAUAAAAAAAAUGUGAAAGGAUUUU
Messenger RNA from Calliphora vicina (urban bluebottle blowfly), 1105 nucleotides. RefSeq names its product fibrinogen-like protein 1. The record is from RefSeq and is a predicted model, not a curated record. Lineage: Eukaryota; Metazoa; Arthropoda; Insecta; Diptera; Calliphoridae. The transcript is spliced from 4 exons. The coding region runs from base 36 to 983 and encodes 315 amino acids.